Messenger RNA from Aspergillus tanneri, 2526 nucleotides. RefSeq names its product WD40 repeat domain-containing protein. The record is from RefSeq and is a predicted model, not a curated record. NCBI's taxonomy places the organism in Eukaryota, Fungi, Ascomycota, Eurotiomycetes, Eurotiales, Aspergillaceae. Bases 1 to 2526 code for a protein of 841 amino acids. Gene Ontology annotation, molecular function: chromatin binding; protein binding. Gene Ontology annotation, cellular component: nuclear replication fork. Gene Ontology annotation, biological process: DNA-templated DNA replication; DNA repair; mitotic cell cycle. The transcript is spliced from 8 exons.
AUGGCUUCGGAAGCCAUUCGUCCCAGGGGCCGACCAGCCCACACACCCGGGCCUACGGUUCUGGCGUAUACUCCAGACGGUCGCCACGUUAUCACGGGUGGUUCGAAUUCUGCUAUCCGGAUAUACACUGUUGGGCAGGAUGGAGAGCCCAAGACGGUGGAUGAAGGGGUCGACGGCCACCUUGGAAUUGGCGCGACGAAUCAAUCGUUUAUCAUGGGUGCGGAAGAUGGAACAGUUUGGCAGUAUGAGAUUGGAUCCGGCAGAAUGGAGAAAUUACUGGUUCGAUGCGCCUUGCCCGUGAGAGAUGUCGCAGUCUCGAAAGACGGAGAAUGGGCGGCGGUGGCAAGCGAUGAGCUUACGGUGAAAAUUGUCAACAUCGAGGAUAUGACGAAAGUUAAAUAUCUACGUGAACAAGCCAAGGGAACGAAGCAUGUCACCUUUGACCCUAGCGGGCGUUAUAUUACGGUAUCUUGUACUGAUGGACUCGUUUAUGUCUACUCAUUGCUCUCUGAUGAGCCGGAACUUGUGCGGAAACUGGACGGUGUGAUUCAGCGACUAGAAGCGGAGGACGAAGCAACGUCAAGAGUGGUUUGGCAUCCAGACGGAACGGCAUUCGCGUCCGCGGAAGCCACGCGAGACAUUUCAAUCUUUUCCACAGGGGAGUGGAAGAAAGAAAAAGUCUUCUCCGACGGCCAUAAUGGCGUAAUUACAGCCGUCAGUUGGUCUCCCAACGGAGCACUUCUCGCCAGUGCCGGAGCGGACGGCCAGGUGCUAAUCUGGGAGACGAAAACACAGCGGGUUCUGCAACGUUAUGACUUCCCGAAUGUGAUCAAUCUUGCCUGGCAUCCCAGGAUCAACUCACUUUCAUUCACGACGUCCGAUGGAGAGCUGUUCAUUUACGACGGGAUUGUGUCGCGAGAACACCAGCCACUCCUCCAGAAACCGCUCCAAGCCGCUCCUAUAUACCCUGAUCCACUGGCCGAUAUCUCUGGGAACGUGAUACCACCGUUAGAGAACAGACCCAAGGCAUCGAUCGAACGGACAGAACGGGCAGGAUCUCCGGACUCUCUGGAUGACAUCCUUGGGAUUGAUCACAGCGUGGAGGAUUUUGUCGAUGACGAUGAUGGAGCUGGUUAUGCAGAGGGCAUGAACGGCUUCGGAAAGCGAACGAGCGGACAUCUGGACGAUAUCGAAGGACAUGCCAAUAAGCGGAUACUGACCUCUUUCUCGAGGCCUAAGGUGCACCCUCCUCUGCAGCCCGGCAGCACGCCCUGGCGGGGAAACAGACGGUACCUCUGCCUGAACUUGACCGGCGCCGUGUGGACGGUUGACCAGGAGACACACAACACUGUGACGGUGGAAUUCUACGACCGAGAAAUGCAUCGUGACUUCCAUUUUACCGACCCGUAUCUCUACGAUCGUGCAUGCCUCAACGAGAAUGGGACACUCUUCUCCAAUAACCCAACCGAUGGUAGCCCUGCCACAAUAUUUUACCGCCCCCAUGAGACGUGGACAACACGAGCUGACUGGCGGACCCAACUGCCCCAAGGGGAACAAAUUCGAGCGCUGGCGCUAAGUGAGUCCUACAUUGUGGCCGUAACAACGAAAGAUUACGUCCGCGUAUAUACGCUAUUCGGCACGCCAUUCAAAGUGUAUCGACAGAAGAGCCCCGCCGUGACUUGCGCUGCAUGGCGGGACUAUAUCAUGACCGUGGGAAAUGGACCCCUGGGGAGUGACGGCCGGACGGCCACCCUCCGGUAUUCCGUUGAGAACGUCAAACGGGAUGAGAUCUGCCAAAACGAAGACGUAGUGGCCAUCCCGGAGGGGUCUGAAUUGAAGAGCGUCUUCUUUUCUGAUACCGGAGAUCCAUGCAUCUACGACUCAGAGGGAGUCCUCCUUGUUUUACAGCACUGGCGCACUCCUGGACAGGCUCGAUGGGUGCCACUUCUGGACACGCGGCAACUGGAGCGUCUUGCGACGGGGCGCAAGGAGGAAACGUACUGGCCGGUAGCCGUUGCGCAGGACAAAUUCCACUGCAUCAUCCUCAAAGGAGGGGACCGACACCCAUACUUUCCCCGACCUUUACUUAGUGAAUUCGACUUCCGCAUCCCGAUCUCGAAUGCGCCCGGCAAGGGGGCCCAGGACGGCGAGGAGGAUGGCGCUGGGACUCGCCAGGAGAGUGUGAAGUUUGAGGAGGCGUUCGUGCGAGGGCACGUUCUGCUGUCCCUGUUCCAAGACGUGCUGGCGUCGACCAACGCGACGGCGAGUCAGCGGGCAGAACUGGUGCGGAAGGAGCUCGAAGUGGAUAAGAUCCUUCUUCAAUUGCUGGCAGUGGAGUGUCGCGAAGGCGAGGAUCGGGGGAUGAAGGCGCUGGAGCUGGUGCAACUGAUGAAGGAUCGCAACGGCAAGAUGGUGGAGGCAGCGGUUAAGGUGGCCCAACGGUAUGGACGAGGCGUGUUGGAGGACAAAAUCCGCGAAGUGGUCGAGCGACGGUAUACGGGAGAAGAUGACGAUGAAUUGGCUUGA